CCUGCCUUGGUAGAGAGUGCCUGUGCUGGAGGAGAGUGCUGUAGGGCCCCUCUCACGCAUGAGACACACACACACACACACCGCAGUGAUGGAGCCCUGCAGGGAGGGAGCGUUUUUCCAGCGGACCCGACUGCACUGGAUGGUUCUGAUCACUUUCUUGUGUGUCAUGCUGACAUGGGCAGUGUUCUGGCCGCAGCAGGUCCCCUAUGAGGCGCUGGGUCCAGUCGGCGCUUUCUCCAAGCACAUGGUGGAGCAUCACUACCCCCUGCUGUACUACGGCUGGUGGUUUGCCUGGUCUAUCCACGUGGCCGAAGCCGUUUACAGCCUCAAACUCUGCAGUGACAAGGGCAUCGACAGCCUGUUCUCGCGCUUCCUGUGGUGUUUGCAGACCUUCCUGUUCGGGAUCGCCUCUCUGUCACUGCUGCUGAAGUACCGACCUGAACCGCGACCCAAACGCCACUGAGACCCAGACACUACACCCUGCUCCCCACCCACACACACCCCUCCACCCCCAUACAGUUCUAAUGUCUGAGAUUGUAUGUAUGUACGUGUGUGUUUUUAAUUGUGUGCUUGCUAAAGCCCUUCCUGCCUCCCAGCCCCUCGGCUCUAAUGGCUGUACCAGGACUGUGCUGAAUCUAUUUAUUUAUUUGCUGACGUCACGGGACUCCAGCUAGGCGCUUGGGAUAGUUAAAUACCAUCCGCUAACGGAAGGCCGGAGAUCACUCAGGAACCCCUCAAAACCCAACCUGGAAAAACUUUGCCAAAACCUGCCUGCCACACCCUGUGCUGCUGGCGUGCGUGCGUGCGUGCAGAAAAGGUGGAACACAAUGAUGAAUCAUGACAUGAAGCCACUCUGAGUGAAUCAAAACUGGACAUGUUAACUUAUUACGAAUCCUGUUUUAAUUAAAAGAAAAGAAAACAGCACCUAGUUAAUACUGUUAUCCAUGUCUUCAGAAUUAUGUCAGUUGGUAAUCUAGCGUGCGCAAGACAAGAAUCUAGCAUGUGCAAGACAAGAAUCUAGCGUGCAAAAGACAAGAAUCUAGCGUGCAAAAGACAAGAAUCUAGCGUGCAAAAGACAAGAAUCUAGCGUGCACAAGACAAGAAUCUAGCGUGCAAAAGACAAGAAUCUAGCGUGCAAAAGACAAGAAUCUAGCGUGCACAAGACAAGAUGUGCUACAAACUGACCCAUAUCUAAUGACUUGGAUAACAGCAUUAACGAUGGACUGUUCUUCUCAUUACAACAUGAUUCAUAAUGAAUGUGCCCAGUCGACCCUGUAAGAGUGUCUUUUCAUUCAGCGCCUCGCUUCGCAGUCCACUUACCCAACCAUAGUGCACAGGAGACGUCUUAUAAGAAACGGGAUCAGCACUACAUAUGAACUUCUAUUAGACAAACAGUCAGUGUGUGUGUGUGUGUGUGUGUGUGUGUGUGUGUGUGUGUGUGUGUCUGGGGCAGUGCCAGCAGAGUUGCUUAAUAGUCUGGAAAUGCAAUACUAUAAAUGUCUGUAGCAGGUAAUUGGCUGGGGUCAGCCUGCCCUUCACUAUUGGGAUCAGAAUUAUCCAGCUCUAAUCCCCCCUCUCUGCUGCAGGAGCUGUCUCCUUUCGUUACCUUUCCUCAGUGAAGUAACACUUUCAUCCUCCCUCUCUUCUCUUUGUCUCUGCUCUAACACUCUCUUCAUCACAGGCAAUAAGAGGUAGAGGGGACCAUUUCUGAUUAGACUGCUUCAGAGUGAGUGAGAGAGGAGACUGGAUGGGGCAACAGAAACAAGUAUAUUCCAGCUCAAAGUUCAAUAAAAUAGAUCUUCCAGAUUCACAAUCUCCCUCUCAUUGAACAACUUAAUAUUAAAAAAAAAAAAAGGUUUUCAAGUUUUGGUUUAUUU
Messenger RNA from Acipenser ruthenus (sterlet), 1877 nucleotides. Its product is annotated as transmembrane protein 254-like. NCBI's taxonomy places the organism in Eukaryota, Metazoa, Chordata, Actinopteri, Acipenseriformes, Acipenseridae. The record is from RefSeq and is a predicted model, not a curated record. The transcript has 4 exons. The coding region runs from base 59 to 463 and encodes 134 amino acids.